Messenger RNA from Trichomonas vaginalis G3, 943 nucleotides. Its product is annotated as protein of unknown function, DUF4106 family. The record is from RefSeq and is a predicted model, not a curated record. Lineage: Eukaryota; Parabasalia; Trichomonadida; Trichomonadidae. The annotation marks the transcript as partial. The transcript has a single exon.
AUGACGAAAAUAACAGAUGCAGCAACGAGACAGGCAGUUCAAAGUGCCUAUGACGCCGUUAGAGCAACUGUUGUGAAAAGUCAAGAAAAAGAGUUACAACAGACCAAAACAGACCUAGUAAAUGCUUUCUUAAAAACGAAAAGUCAGGUAGGACAUUACGCUGCAGAUGGAACAUAUGUGCCAGCUGGUGGAACUUAUGUACCAGCUGGUGGAACUUAUAUACUAGCUAGUGGAACUUAUAUACCACCAAACCCUCCAAGAGAAGCACCUGCACCAGGACUACCUAACACAUUUACAUCGUCACAUGGACACAGACACAGGCAUGCACCAAAACCAACACAACAACAACAACAACAACCACCUCCACAACCAACAGUUCAAAACCCUGCACAACAACCACCUCCACAACCAGCACAACAACCAACAGUUCAAAACCCUGCACAACAACAACCACAAACAGAGCAAGGACAUAAAAGAAGUAGAGAACAAGGAAACCAAGAAUUCUUAAAAAUGCUUAAAGAAGACUAUGGUUACCCAGAUAGUAUUGACUUUAGUGACAGAUAUAAAGAAGCUAUUAGAAAGUUCAAGGAUGGAAAUACUGACCCGAACCUAUUUAGCUUUAUGGCUCUGCACCAAAGGGGAUAUAAUCUCAAACCUGGAAAAUACAAGCUCGCUAAGGGAUAUGAUUUAAUAGCAUAUCAUCCAAAUGACAUGAACGAAUUUACUCCGAGAUAUUUGAUGUCAGAGCUAAAUGACAAUUUAACUCUCUUCAUGAAACGCGUAAAAAAUAGAGACGGAACGAAAGAAGAAAGGUUUAUGAGUCCGGAUGACUUAGAAAGGGAACUUGUUGAAAACGGUCUCGGAAUAUAUGAAAUGCCAGCAGAUGAGGUACAAGAAACUCCACAGGAAGAAGUUCAGAUACAACCAGACAUGGAAGAAAUAG